Molecule: messenger RNA, 3515 nt
Organism: Morus notabilis
Lineage: Eukaryota; Viridiplantae; Streptophyta; Magnoliopsida; Rosales; Moraceae
Product: probable LRR receptor-like serine/threonine-protein kinase At1g56140
Exons: 24
Coding region: 102-3176 (1024 amino acids)
Biological process (GO): protein phosphorylation
Molecular function (GO): protein kinase activity; protein binding; ATP binding
Source: RefSeq, a predicted model, not a curated record
CAGCAGCCGAAACUUGUAUGCUUUCUUAUUUGCCUUUGUUUUCUUCUUCACAUUUCUCAUGUAUCUAUCUGCAGUAACUUAAAAGGGCAGAGAAGGAGACAAUGAUACUCCAAAAGCCGACUAUUUCUUCAUUGUUUUCUCGCUUUUGGAACUUCUUCUUCUUCUUCAUCAUUUUAUUAUCAUCUCAGAAAUCAGAAGCUCAAAACGCCUCCACCGACCCUUCUGAAGUGAAAGCACUGAAUUCACUAUUUCAACAAUGGGACUUACAAGCAAUACCCUCAUGGAACAUAAGUGGAGAACCAUGCAGUGGAUCUGCUAUAGAUGAGACAGAGUUUGAGAGCAGUGAUAACAAUCCGGCGAUUAAAUGCAAUUGUUCCUACGACAAUAACAGGACUUGCCACAUCACUAAACUGAGAGUGCACGCUUUGGACAAAAAUGGAGUGAUUUCAGAAGAAAUUACGACUUUGAAAUAUUUGGAAGUUUUCAAGAUUGAUGAGAACUACUUCACCGGUACUUUGCCUGCCUUUAUUGGAAAUUUGUCUGCACUGGUAAUAUUGUCUGUUUCCCACAAUGCAUUCUACGGAUCACUUCCUAAGGAGCUUGGAAAGCUUAAGGGUCUCUAUAUGCUCUCGAUUGGAUCAAAUAAUUUCUCUGGAUCACUCCCCCCAGAGAUUGGUAAUUUGGUCAAUCUUCAACAAAUUUACUUGGAUAGCUCUGGAAUCAGUGGUGAAAUUCCAUCCACAUUUGCUAAUCUUCAAAAUGUGGGGAUCAUGUGGGCAUCAGACAGUCCUAUCUCAGGAAAAAUACCUGACUUCAUUGGAAACUGGACUAGGCUAACUUCUUUGAGAUUUCAAGGGAACUCUCUUGAAGGUCCUAUACCAUCCAGUUUUUCUCAAUUGACCUCAUUGGAGUCUCUGCGAAUAAGUGAUAUCUAUAACGGGAGCUCCUCUCUUGAUUUCGUCAAAAAUUUGAAGAACUUGACAGAGUUAGUUCUAAGAAAUGCAUUACUUACUGGUAGAAUUCCAUCUGAUAUUGGAGAAAUCCAGCAUCUACUAAAACUGGACUUGAGUUUCAAUAACCUAACAGGCGAGAUACCAAGUUCGCUGUUCAAUAUGACUCUCACACACUUAUUUCUUGGGAACAAUAGUUUGUCUGGAAGCCUUCCCGUCCAAUGGAGUGAUUCACUUCAGAAUAUAGAUUUGUCUUACAAUUACCUAUCAGGACGUUUGCCCCCAUGGGUAACCUCCAUCUCACAACUGAACCUAGUGGCCAACAACUUCAUAUUUGACAACUCAAACAAAACGGUUAUGCCUGGACUGGAUUGUCUCCAGAGAAACUUUCCUUGCAAUAGAGAUAGCCCACUCUAUGCUAGCUUCUCAAUCAAGUGUGGUGGACCACAGGUGAUAGGAAGAGGUGACAUAGUGUAUGAAGCUGACGACCUAGUUCUUGGCCCAGCCAAGUUUUAUGUAAGCAAUGAGAAAUGGGCAGUUAGCAAGGCGGGCUUGUAUGCUGACAAAACUGGGAAGCUAGAUCUUGAAGGCACUGUGGCACAAAUCAGCGGUACUAAUGAGAACCCGGAUCUUUUCCAUACUGCAAGGAUGUCCCCAGGAUCGCUAAGGUACUAUGGCCUUGGUCUUGAAAAUGGACCUUACACUGUAACCUUGCAAUUUGCGGAAAUUGGUUUUCCAAAUCAAAACUCAGAGACGUGGGCUGGUCUAGCAAGGCGUGUGUUUGAUAUUUAUAUUCAGGGAAGUCUCGAAUUGAAGGACUUUAACAUUGCAAAAGAGGCAGGUGGGGUUGAGAGAGCAAUAGCGAAGAAAUUCAAUGCGACGGUGUCAGAAAACUAUCUUGAAAUUCAUAUGUUUUGGGCCGGUAAGGGGACCUGUUGUAUACCUAAAGAAGGUUACUACGGUCCAUUAAUAGCAGCUGUCCAUGCUGCUUCAGAUUUUAAACCUACAGUGGGGACUCGAUCAAGUACUCGAGGAGAGAAUAGGACAGGUUUGAUCGUUGGUGUUGUAGUUUCUUCUGUGGUUGUGGGCCUUCUCUUGCUGUUGGUGAUAUUUUAUUGCAGGAAAAAAUCGCUUGCCAAUGACGAAGAACUCGUUGGAAUAGGCCCCCGUCCAGAUACUUUUAGUUAUGCUGAACUAAGAGCUGCUACAGGAGACUUUAGUCCUUCUAAUAAGCUAGGAGAGGGAGGAUAUGGUGUCGUUUACAAGGGUACACUUCUGGAUGGCAGAGUAGUAGCUGUGAAGCAAAUUUCGGUAGCAUCUAACCAUGUAAACCGUCAGUUUAUAGCUGAAAUUGCUACCAUUUCUGUAGUGCAACAUCGCAAUCUAGUGAAACUGUAUGGAUGCUGCAUUGAAGGAAAUAGACGAAUUCUGGUUUACGAAUAUCUAGAAAACAAAAGCCUUGAUCAGGCACUCUUUGGGAAAAAUGACUUGCACCUGGACUGGCCUACCCGCUUCAAUAUAUGUUUGGGAACAGCAAGAGGACUUGCUUAUCUUCAUGAAGAAUCCAGACCAAGGAUUAUCCAUCGAGACGUAAAAGCUAGUAAUAUUUUGCUUGAUGCAGCGCUUUGUCCUAAAAUAUCAGAUUUUGGUUUGGCAAAGCUCUAUGAUGAGAACAAAACCCACGUCAGCACGCGAGUUGCAGGGACAAUAGGCUAUCUAGCACCAGAGUAUGCAUUACGUGGGCGCUUGACGGAAAAGGCUGAUGUUUUUAGUUUUGGUGUUGUUGCUUUGGAGGUUAUUAGCGGUAAACCGAACAUCUAUAAUAGUCAGGAUGGUGAAAUAAUCUAUCUUCUUGAGUCGGCUUGGACCUCACACGAAAGUGGACGAAGUUUGGGGCUGGUGGAUCCGACAUUAACAGAGUUUAAUGAACGCGAGGUGAUCCAAUUGAUACGGGUAGCACUUUUGUGCACUCAAGCAUCGCCAACGUUGCGGCCAACAAUGUCUCGUGUUGUGGCCAUGCUUGCAGGAGAUGCUGAGAUAGACACCGACAUAUCAAAGCCAAGUUAUUUAACAGAAUUGGGUUACAGGGAUAUGGCAAAUUUGAAUGAGGGCAAUAUUCAGGAUGGCAAUGCUAUAGUUCCGGGCCCUGUGAAUGACCCGUUGUUCCCUUCUCCGUACAGCGUCUCUGAAUUACCGGUCAGUGAGCUUAUCGCUGAAGGAAGGUGACAAUGUUUAUAGUUCUUGGUGCAAUGUUCUCGUAUAAACUGCCAGGUAGGGAAGCGUUCGACCUUGACAUGCGGCUUCUGCCGUCUGAAAUUUUUCUUGCUGCUCUUGUUUCUUCAAAUUCAUGUUGAUAUGUAUGUAUAUAGCAAAUAAGAUAUUACGAAUAGGAGACAAUUCUUUUUCCCUUUUUUUAUUGACGAAGGACAAGAUUCAACAUUGCUGGAAAAGUUGAAUUCUGAAAAACACAGCAGAAAAUUUUUUUUGAUUCAAAAACUUAUUGUGAUGAGGAUAAAAUGUGUUUGACAGUCUUGGGAUGUAAAAUUUGUCAAAGUUGAUAGCUUA